AUGACCAACAUAACGUUUGAAGAAACUAUGCCCAUCCGGGAUGAGUCAAGUAACAGAGCACCCAGCCAAGAUGUCACUCUGCCCAUCGACAGCGAAGAACGCCCAGAAGGCUCACUCAGAGAGACAAUACGAAACCCAGACCUCGUGGCUUUUCAACUCAACGAUACAUCUAAUCCCUAUAACUGGUCUAUGGGGGAAAAACUCAUGAUCACCGCAAUCUGGGUGCUAGCAAACCUAGUAACCUGUAUUGCUAGUUCUAUUUUCAGUAGCGGGAACUCUUCUAUUCGAGCCGAGUUCCAUGUCAGUGUAUCGGUGGCUACUUUAGGAGUCAGCUUGUUUUUAGUAGUACGUUUUACAUUACAACCAUGAUUCAAUAACGGUAUUUCCCAUUCUUUUACUGACUUUUAAGUAGGGAUACACGGUUGGAACCCCUGUCUGGGGACCAUUGUCUGAACGUUUCGGUCGCAAAAUACCUGCAACCAUCGGAAUGUGCUUGUUUACCGCAUUUUGCCUCCCAGUUGCACUCGGGAAAGACAUCGAGACAAUUUUGGUAGGAAGAUUCUUUUGCGGCGUCUUUGGCGGGUCGGCAUUAGCUAUUUUCGGGGGCGGUCUAGUCGAUAUUUGGAAUCCAAUCCAGCGAGGCGUUGCUAUGGCUGGUUGUAUUGGCUCUAUCUUCGGCAGUCCACUUCUUGCUCCCGUUAUGGGUGGGUUCAUUGUUGAAAGCUAUCUCGGAUGGAGGUGGUGUCAUUGGCUUAGCGCUAUCAUGGGUUUGUUCUGCUCUCUGGUUAUGUUGGCCUUCCUUCCCGAAACCCAUGGUCCUACAAUUCUGCGACGCAAGUCAAAAGCACUUCGCAAGGCUGGCAACCCUGAGGCUCAUUGCGUUUAUGAUAACGAGCAAACUGGCUUUAAAACGCUUAUAACUGUUUACCUUGUUCGCCCGUUCAGUACGCAGAAAUUCAAAAAUUUAUAUUGAGAGCAAACUAAUAUAUGAAUCUAGUCAUGCUUUUGAGAGAGCCGAUUUUGUUAUUGAUAACCAUAUAUCAAUCCUUCAUUUACGGUAUUCUGUACCUGGUUCUUGUCUCUUAUCCAAUAGCCUUUCGCGAAGUGCGUGGCUGGUCGCUGGAAAUUAGUGGCUUACCAUUUCUGGGAUUGUUCCUGGGAAUUAUCCUAGGAUGCGCGAUUGUGGUGAUCUAUACUAAGACCAGAUUUACAAGACUUACGAUUAUAAACCAAGGUAAGUGGUGGUGGCUGAAAUUUUCCUCUUCCUCUUUUGAAUCAGUUCAGAAGAGCUGAAACAUCUUUCUCUCCCAAAGCAGUCUUUCUUUCUCCUCGAUCUAUAUCAUCUCAAAUAGUUAGCAAUGUUGACUUUCAUACUUUCCAGGUGUCGUUAUUCCAGAGCAAAGACUUCCUGUAAUGAUAAUUGGCGGAAGCCUCCUUCCGAUAGGCCUCUUCACCUUCGCCUGGACCUCACAUCCUGAUACCCAUUGGUCAGGAAUGGUUAUUGGAAGCAUACCGGUGGGGAUGGGGAUGUACAUGGUUUUCGUGCAAUGUCUCAACUACCUUAUAGACGUCUAUCUGCAAAUCGCCAACAGUGCACUCGGUGCUAACACUUUUGUCCGAAAUUUCUUCGCGGCAGGAUUUCCGUUGUUUGGGCCUGCUAUGUACCACACCCUUAAGGUAGACUGGGCAACAAGUAUUUUGGGGUUUGCUGCCAUUGCAAUGAUCCCAAUUCCUAUGGUCUUCUUCAAGUACGGCCACAAGAUCCGUGGAAUGUCAAAUAACAUUGCCAAUCGAAAAUAG
This is a messenger RNA of Hymenoscyphus albidus, 1800 nucleotides long. The record is from the annotation of a GenBank genome assembly. Lineage: Eukaryota; Fungi; Ascomycota; Leotiomycetes; Helotiales; Helotiaceae.